Sander lucioperca (pikeperch) is the source of this 3107-nucleotide messenger RNA. It is a transcript of the gene spire1b, whose product is annotated as spire-type actin nucleation factor 1b. Gene Ontology annotation, biological process: intracellular transport; actin filament polymerization; actin filament network formation. The record is from RefSeq and is a predicted model, not a curated record. Gene Ontology annotation, cellular component: cytoplasmic vesicle membrane; cell cortex. The transcript has 18 exons. The coding region runs from base 250 to 2883 and encodes 877 amino acids. Lineage: Eukaryota; Metazoa; Chordata; Actinopteri; Perciformes; Percidae. Gene Ontology annotation, molecular function: actin binding.
CACACACACACACACACACACACGGUGAAGCCUCUGAAAGCUGCUAUCACAUCAGUCCCACACACCGCCUUCUGACUGCUGCUACCUUGACCUGGACGAGGCGUCGUGCGGGGAAACAAGCACACGGUGUGCUGCUGGCUGCCGCCGCCCCGGAGGAGCAGGAAGGAAGCAUCAAUGCCUCCAGGUUCCCUCGCAUAUACCCUGGAACUGUUCUCGUCAUCGGGCCUCCUGCGCUGAGAGAAUGAAAGGAUGGCCGAGCAGCGAUGCGGGGACCACGGAGGGCUGACGGAUGCUGCUGCAGCGACUCACCGGGAUGAGCAGCAGCAUCGCAACAAGAUGAAUCCGACGGAGGAAGCAGCAGUGGAGGGUCUCUCUUUGGAGAAGAUACUGGCGCUUUACAGCCAGCCCAUCAAUGAGGAGCAGGCUUGGGCGGUGUGUUACCAGUGCUGCAGGACGCUGGCGAAGGGACAUCGGAGCUGGAGAAGCUCCUCCGCCGCCGCAGCCGCCACCGGAGCAUCACCCUCGGCGGCUCCGAGAAGGAUAUCCGGACCGGGGGAUGUUAGGAUACAGAAAGACGGCUCUGUGAGGGUGGAACACCAGGGCUGUGAAGGUAAAUACAGCCCUUGCACAACAACAGAGGUGAUUGAGUCUCUGGGCAUCAUGAUCUACAAGGCUCUGGAUUACGGGCUGAAGGAGAACGAGGAGAGGGAGCUCAGCCCUCCUCUGGAGCAGCUCAUCGACCUCAUGACCAACAUGGCCGAGGCUGAGAGGGACGCCUGCCCCGACGAAGGCUACGAGGCAACAGAGGAAGAGGAUGAGGCAGAGGAUGACCCUGACAACAUCUCCAGUGUCCACGGUUACAGAGAUAUCCUCGAGCUGUGCACAGCUCAUCUACCCAGUCUAUCAGACGCCCCCAGCCACUACCAGGCAGUGUGCCGGGCUCUGUACACAGAAACCAGGGAGCUAAGUACUUUCCUGGAGAAGAUCAAGAGUGCCAAAGAGAACCUCCGUAAGAUGGAGUCGGGGCCAUCAGAGGAGCCUGACGGGGGCCUGAAUGAGCUCCAGAACGCUGACUGGGCUCGAUUCUGGGUUCAGGUGAUGAGGGACCUGCGUGAAGGAGUCAAGCUGAAGAAGGUGCAGGAGCGUCAGUACGACCCUCUGCCCAUCGAGUUCCAGCUCACCCCCUAUGAGAUGCUCAUGGACGACAUCAAGUCCCGACGCUACAAACUGCGUAAAGUCAUGAUAAAUGGAGACAUUCCACCCAGGUUAAAGAAGAGCGCUCAUGAAGUCAUCCUGGAGUUCAUCAGGUCCAGACCACCUCUCAAACCUGUGUCGGCUCGUAAGCUGAAGCCACAGACUCAGCUUCCUCCGACACUGCAUGAACGCAUCUUGGAGGAAAUCAAAUCUGAGAGGAAACUACGACCGGUUUCACCUGGUGAGGUCCGCAGGGGAAGGCUGGGUCUUGGCAAAACUCGCAGUAUGCCACAGGAUUUGUUCCGUACUGGAAUAGAUGAGUUUAGUCCGUACAUGGGCAGGAGGACGUCCAGCUCUCUGUCUCUAACCAAUGGAUCAGCGUGUCCCAGGGGAGAACCCUCUGGAUCUCAGUCUGUCCCUCCGAGGAAAAGGCUCCUGAAGGCUCCUAGCCUCGCCGAGCUGGACAGCUCUGACUCUGACGAUGAGACUGUCGGGCGCAGAUCAGCCAGUAGCUCCAGCGUGGCUACAUCUGUGAUGGAUGAUACGUCCCCAGAGAGUGCUCUGGGGAAGAAAACUCCCCCCAUGUUCCUGCCCAUCUCUUCUACACCCCAGCCGGAGAGGCGUCAGACCCCCCAGAGAAGACACUCCAUCGAGAAGGAAACCCCGACCAAUGUCCGACUGUUUCAACCACCUUCCAAAAAGAGCUCCAAGUCUCUGGUUGGGAUGAUAGCUUCCUAUCGCCCCUGGAUACCCCUCAUCCUCCUCCUCUGCCCUUCUUCCUCCACUCUCCACCAUUUGCAGAGCUCCCACCCCAUCGAGGCAUUUGUGUUGGGCUUGAUGAAGGCAGUUUUUGCUCUGUGCAGGGGCGUUUACAUCAGAGGAAGAGAGUCGGCCAAGGAGGAGUUCUGUUUCCCUGUGGAGUGUCUGUCUCUGACGGUGGAGGAGGUGAUGCACAUCAGACAGGUGCUGGUGAAGGCCGAGCUGGAGAAGUUCCAGCAGUACAAAGACAUCUACAACGCUAUGAAGAAGGGAAAGCUUUGCUUCUGUUGUCGAACCAAAAGGUUUUCCUUUUUCACCUGGUCCUACGUCUGUCAGUUUUGCAAAAAGCCUGUGUGUGCACAGUGCUGUAAAAAGAUGCGGUUGCCAUCCAAACCUUAUUCCAGCUUGCCCAUCUACUCCGUUGGCUCGACCAACACUCUCCCCAGGGAGAGGGUGAGUGCCAUGGCUGCCAUAGGACAGGGACUCUCAGUGGUUGGAGGGCCGGGGCAGGGGCCAGGGCCGUCAGCUGUAGGAAGGGCCACGCAGUCUCCCACUUUGAAUGUAGACACAACAGGGGCAUCUAAAGGAGCUGGAAAAGCCUCUGGAGCAGCUGCUGCUGCAAAGUCUGAGAAAUCCUCCGGAAGCCCAAGGCGCCACAGCAUUCACAAGACCAUAUCCAAGCUUUCGAAGCACGGCUCUCUAAAGUCUCAUGAAGAACUGGAGCUUCCCUCAGAGCUGACAGAGGACUGGGCCACCAUGGAGGUGUGUGUCGACUGCAAGAAGUUCAUCUCUGACAUUAUCGCCUCCAGCAAGCAUAGCCUGUCACUGGCCACCAAAAGAGCUCGCCUAAAACGCAAGACCCAGUCCUUCUACUCCCCUAAAGGGAGGGAGGAGUACCGGCCGUCUGAACGAACAAUCAAGGAGAUCUAAAACUCUCACUUAUCUCUCUCUCUGGCUCCUUUCAGCUCCUACGGCACAAUUAGAGAGUCUCAACUUUGGAUAUGGAAUUACUGUAAACUGUGAACGUAUACUUCAGUGUCCUGAUCAUCGUGUACAGCUCCUUUAGACCUCAGCAUACUGUAGAAGAUUAUUUUUUGGCCAUUUUAGGCCUUUAAUUCCACAGGACAGAUGAAGGCAUGAAAGGGGAGAGAGAG